This is a messenger RNA of Pipistrellus nathusii (Nathusius's pipistrelle), 2535 nucleotides long. The record is from the annotation of a GenBank genome assembly. NCBI's taxonomy places the organism in Eukaryota, Metazoa, Chordata, Mammalia, Chiroptera, Vespertilionidae.
AUGUCCAAGAAGGGCCCGGGCAGCCGAGCCAAGGGGGACAAGGCUGAGGCCUUUGCUGCGCUGCAGGCCGCCAACGAGGAGCUGCGGGCCAAGCUCACGGACAUCCAGAUUGAGCUGCAGCAGGAGAAGAGCAAGGUCAGCCGGGUGGAGAGAGAGAAGAACCAGGAGCUGAAGCAGGUGCGCGAGCACGAGCAGCACAAGAACGCGGUGCUGCUCACGGAGCUGAAGAGCAAGCUGCACGAGGAGAAGAUGAAGGAGCUGCAGGCCGUGCGCGAGACGCUGCUGCGCCAGCACGAGGCCGAGCUGCUGCGCGUCAUCAAGAUCAAGGACAACGAGAACCAGCGGCUGCAGGCGCUGCUGCACGCCCUGCGCGGCGGCGGCCCCGAGAAGGUCAAGACCGGGCUGCUGUCCGAGGCCAAGGAGGAGGCCAAGAAGGGCUUCGAGGUGGAGAAGGUGAAGAUGCAGCAGGAGAUCCUGGAGCUCAAGGGGGCCAAGCGGCAGGUGGAGGAGGCGCUGACCGUGGUCAUGCAGGCCGACAAGAUCAAGGCCGCGGAGAUCCGGAGCGUGUACCACCUGCACCAGGAGGAGAUCUCCCGCAUCAAAAAGGAGUGUGAGCGUGAGAUCCGCAGGCUGAUGGAGGAGAUAAAAUUUAAGGACAGAGCAGUCUUCGUGCUGGAGAGAGAGUUAGGGAUUCAAGCCGGGCAUGCUCAGAGACUGCAGCUCCAAAAGGAGGCUCUCGAUGAGCAGCUGUCCCAGGUCAGAGAGGCUGACCGGCACCUGGGCAGCCCCAGACGGGAACUUCCUUAUGCCAGCGGUGCAGGAGACGCCUCAGACCACUCGGGAAGCCCUGAACAGCAGUUGGAUGAAAAGGAUGCCCGGCGUUUCCAACUUAAAAUCGCAGAGCUAAGCGGCAUCAUUCGGAAACUCGAGGACCGGAACGCCUUGCUGUCGGAAGAGAGGAAUGAGCUGCUAAAGCGUUUGAGAGAAGCUGAAAGCCAGUACAAGCCUUUGCUGGAUAAAAACAAGCGGCUCUCUCGGAAAAACGAGAGUCUGUCCCACACGCUGCGUCGGAUGGAAAACAAGUUGAAGUUUGUCACGCAGGAGAACAUAGAAAUGAGACAAAGAGCUGGCAUCAUAAGGAGACCCAGUUCCCUCAACGACCUGGAUCAGAGUCAAGAUGAGAGAGAGAUUGACUUCCUGAAACUCCAAAUUGUGGAGCAGCAGAACCUCAUCGACGAGCUGUCCAAGGCGCUGGAGACGGCCGGUUAUGUGAAGAGCGUGCUAGAGCGCGACAAGCUUUUGAGGUUUCGGAAGCAGAGGAAGAAGAUGGCCAAGCUGCCCAAGCCGGUGGUGGUCGAGACCUUCUUCGGGUACGAUGAGGAGGCUUCCCUGGAAUCGGACGGCUCCUCCAUAUCCUACCAAACCGACAGGACGGACCAAACCCCGUGCACCCCGGACGACGACCUGGAGGAGGGCAUGGCCAAGGAGGAGACGGAGCUGCGGUUCCGGCAGCUGACCAUGGAGUACCAGGCCCUGCAGCGCGCGUACGCCUUGCUGCAGGAGCAGGUCGGAGGGACGCUGGACGCAGAGCGAGAAGUUAAGACCCGUGAGCAGCUCCAAGCAGAAGUGCAGAGAGCGCAGACUCAGAUAGAGGACCUGGAGAAGGCCCUGGCCGAGGAGGGGCAGGACAUGAAGUGGAUUGAAGAGAAGCAGGCCCUGUACCGGAGAAACCAAGAGCUUGUGGAAAAGAUCAAGCAGAUGGAGACGCAAGAGGCUCGGUUAAAACACGACGUCCAGGAUGUGAAAGACCAGAACGAGCUGCUGGAGUUCCGGAUCCUGGAACUGGAGGAGAGGGAGAGGAAGUCACCCGCCAUCAACUUCCACCACAUCCCCUUCGUGGAUGGCAAGAGCCCCCUGCAAGCGUACUGUGAGGCGGAAGGCGUGACGGACAUCCAGGUCACAGAGCUGAUGAAGAAGCUGGACAUCUUGGGGGACAACGCCAAUCUGACCAAUGAAGAGCAGGUGGUUGUCAUACAAGCCAGGACCGUCCUGACGUUGGCUGAGAAGUGGCUCCAGCAGAUGGAAGAGAUGGAGACAGCCCUGCAGCGGAAGAUGGUUGACCUGGAGAGUGAGAAGGAGCUGUUCAGUAAGCAGAAGGGCUACCUGGACGAGGAGCUGGACUACAGGAAGCAGGCCCUGGACCAGGCCCACAAGCACAUCCUGGAGCUGGAGGCCAUGCUGUUCGACGCGCUGCAGCAGGAGGCGGGGGCCAAGGUGGCGGAGCUGCUGUCGGAGGAGGAGCGGGGGAAGCUGCGGGCGGCCGUGGAGCAGUGGAAGCGCCAGGUCCUGAGCGAGCUGCGCGAGCGGGACGCCCAGAUCCUGCGGGAGCGCAUGGAGCUCCUGCAGCUGGCACAGCAGAGAAUUAAAGAGUUAGAAGAAAGAAUAGAGGCCCAGAAGAGGCAAAUAAAGGAACUGGAGGAAAAGUUUCUAUUUUUGUUCUUAUUUUUCUCCUUAGCGUUCAUUCUGUGGUCAUAG